Oenanthe melanoleuca is the source of this 7178-nucleotide messenger RNA. RefSeq names its product phosphatidylserine decarboxylase (gene PISD). The coding region runs from base 3366 to 4637 and encodes 423 amino acids. Gene Ontology annotation, molecular function: phosphatidylserine decarboxylase activity. Gene Ontology annotation, biological process: phosphatidylethanolamine biosynthetic process. NCBI's taxonomy places the organism in Eukaryota, Metazoa, Chordata, Aves, Passeriformes, Muscicapidae. Gene Ontology annotation, cellular component: mitochondrion. The transcript is spliced from 7 exons. The record is from RefSeq and is a predicted model, not a curated record.
GGCAUCAGGGCAAUUCUGUUGUGCUCUCGGAGAUCGGGAGCUCCUGCCUGGGUGUGGAGUAUGCAGUGUUUGUCCUGCCGGGCCGCCUGCGGAGGUUGGGUGGGAGCAGGAUGACGCGUGUGAUGUUAAACAGUUACUGCUGGGAAAGGAACGGGACCUUUAACAAUGGUCCGAGUACCGCGCCCUGGCCGCGAGACCGCGGCUUUUGCUGGCACUUGAGUGCAGCUCUGGGAUGCAUUCGGUGCAUUUUUUAAACAGUAGUUCUGCGACCAAAUGUAGAAAGUUUGAUCAGAGGGCUUUGAGCACUGACCAGCACAUUCCAAGCCUAAUGAUUCAUGCUUAUGGUUUAAAACCGAGGCUGCAGGUUUGAAGUUCAGUUGAGUAUUAGUCUUUGGUGCAACUGCCUUGCUGUGUUGUUUUUUAAAACUUGAGAGGACUUGAGUAGUUCACUAUUUGACAAGUAAUUAAGAGGUCGCUGGAUUUGAUGCUUAUUUGAGCUGACAGAAUAGAAAAGUUUUGCAUAGCUGGCAGAUUAGAAGUUCUCUGUCAGAUAAUAAUUCUCGCUGGAUUGGUACCUGCUGGUAACUGCUGCUUUAUUUUCCCAGCGUGGAUUCUGGGUGAGUUCAGGCAGGUGAGGGAGUUUGGUAAUGGUGUACAACCCCUACAAACCAAACAUUUUAUAAGUUGAUGAUGACACAGGCUAUGGGCACUGUCUGCAUCCCAAGAGAUCAUCCAGCUGUUGAGAUGCCAUUAUAUGAGUUCCUCUGUCAUGAGCUGUUUGAUGAGCAGUUCUUGUUCCUUUCCGCACGGAAAGCAGAUAAACUCAGGGCGGAUUUUUCAUUUCAACCCCCUUACACUGUAGGAACUGUAUGUUACUUCUGGGGCAGCCACAGCAGGGAUGGCAACUGGCCAGGCAUGUCAGCAUCUCAGCAGUACCCAGGAAUUGGCAUCCUGGUGAAUGUAAUGAGGGGAGUAGUACAGAACUUAAAAGAAACUUCUUACUUGACUGCACAGAGUUUUUUUUUAGAAGUGGAGGAAGCUUUUAACACUUGUGCUCUUUCCUUCCUGGAGAGGAAUCUCUCUUACCCCAUGCUUUUUGUUUUGGACUGAAGGGUACUACCCACUGCAUCAGGCUGUAGAACAUUUCAGUGUCUGGGUUUUUUUAGGGAGCAGGUCAGCUGUUUGGCUGGGUACAUGCUUCCAUAGAAUCAUGGUUACUCAGUCGAGAAUAUAAUAAUUCCUUGGAAGUGUUUUGAGAGAUAAAACUGAAUUUUACUGGAAGAGCUCUUGGGUUACCUGCCUUAUCCUGAAGGGAAGAGCACCAAAUGUGAUCAGACGUGUGUUUGCUGUGUUCCUGCAAGGGUGAAGGUUGCACAGGAGGAGAUGGGAUGGGGAGCAGGGUUCUAUGCUGGCUGCAGGAGCUGCUGGGCUGGCUACUCUGCCACUCCUGCCCAGUUCCACCAGUGCCAAACAAACUCUCCCCACAGUUCUCUGAACACACGUGUUCAGUGUGAAAAAUAGUUUUAUCUUGGUCUAAUUUCACUUCAUGCUGAAUCAAGAAGUAGCUCCCCUGUGCUCCUUGUUGCUUUUCUUUGAAUUUUGAUAUGAUUUUGGCUAACUGCUUUCAGCAUUUUAUGAUACAGAUGGCAUCAUUUUUGUUGUGUAGGAGUUUCUUGUGCCAGCCAGAGAAAGACUAAAUGAUACUUUAAAUAGGAAAACAAAAAGAGUUGGCACAAGGCUCAGGGAGGAAGGAGUAUGUUUUGAGUGCUUUCAUUGAUCUUAAAUUUCCCUUAUUUCAAUUACCAGGGGCUUUUAAAAAGAUGCUGUUGUUAAAAUUCAGCUUAAACAACAUGCACACAGGUCUUGAAACUUCCGACAUACAGAAUACCAUACAGAAGUUUUUUUUCUUGAGAAAAAUACUCUUAUGCAGGAUCUCCAGAGUUUUCUGGGGAGUGUCUGUAAUAUUUGGAGUUGAAGGCCAAUCAAAAUACACAAUUACUGCUUGAAUAUUUUCCUUUUGAGGCCUGACUGGGAUGCCAUUAGUUAGUUAAUUCUAGCUUUUCCUGCUGUUCCUUCCACUCCUCCUUGUCCCUAUUACAAUACAAGCCUUUCCCUCAAUCAGAGCAACAGUGAUCUUUUUGAUCUACUCUGUUAGCCACACAGUUUCAUGGUGCUCAGACGGCUUUGGAAACAAGGAGGGGUUUUUUUUGUUUGUUCUCAACCCAGAUUUAGCAGAAAGCAGAAGUGAAAUAUAGCUACUACAGUCAGCUCCAAAACUGUUCUGAGUAUUUGGUUUAAUCUUGAGGUGAGAUAUAUCUGACUUCCACUUUUUGAACCAGGGCUCUCUUAACAAUCCAAACCCAGUCACAGGAGAUUCAGAAAAUCUGUUCUGUAGGGUUAAAGAGAGAAAUUUCUCUGUAUAUUUAGAAUGCUUAGAUAGAAAUACUGCAGCCUUUGGUCUUUAAAAUCAAAACAGUUUCCUUUACUCCUGUUUUGUAUUUUAGUUCUAGUGGACAUAAAAACUGUGACAGUACUGAAAGUCACAUAAUAGACACAUAACACUUCUUUUAUACCCAGUUCUCAAGAUGGCCCUAAAACUGGCUUAUUUUGUAUGUAUCUAAUUAUUUGUAGAAGAAUGUCCAUUACCUGUUUCCUUAAGCGACUGUUUUGAGAUGGAAGGAGAUUUCCACAGAUGGAUGUUUGUGUCUGGCAAGGGUUGUAAAAUAGAAAGACAUUCCUUUCUGUUCUGUUUUGUUCUUUACAAGCUGGACACUAAGAGCAGGAAAGGAUUUUUGGUGCCCAGUCCAGAACUCUUAGCAGCAGCUGCUGCACUGCAGAGUUGAAACUGGGAGUUAUCUCCUCCUCCUCCUCCUCCUCUCCGCCUCACUCCUCCUCCCAGCUUUGCAUUCAGGCUGGCGCUGGGAUGAGCUGUGCAGGGCCAGCUGGCUGUUCCUCACACUAGUGCCUCGCUGCCCAGCAGCCUGGGACAGACUGCAGGGUGUUUUUUGGGGAGUUGGGUUUCAAUGGCCACCCGGACUAGCAAGAAGCAAGGACUGCUCAUAUGGACAGCUCGUUUUUAUGGUGUGCAGAGUCGGCUUUGUAGUGGGAUAUUGAAAUGUGACACAAUGCCUGUUUGUUUGCAAUAGCUGCAACCCUCGUAGCAGAGAUUCAAGUGGGAGACAGAGAGGGAAUCCAGAGACAAACCAGCGGGGGAUUUAGGAACUGUGACGCCGUGUCCUCUCUCCUAUGCCGGAGCAAGCAAAGGAAAGAGAGGUAGAGGAAAAAAGACUGAGCCUUGCAAGAGCCGUCACCCUGACGAUGUGUCAGUCAAACACCCUGCAGGGACCAGAGCUCCACACAGGGAAAUGGUGAGAUGCUACAAAGCUUUAUCUAACCCUCCACCCUCUUGCUACAACCUCCACAAAGUUAAAAUUCAUGUCCGGAGGCUGCGUUCAGGGAACGGCGGCAGCAGCAGCUGUGCCGGGGACCAGCACCCACAGCUAGAGAGUCCAGGCCCAGCUGGCUCUGCCAGUGGGACACCAAGUAGGAGAACUCGUUUCAGGUUGCAAUUCCCCCAGCUGGCCCUGCGGCGAAGGUUGGGCCAGCUGAGCUGUAUGUCUAGGCCUGCUCUGAAACUCCGUUCUUGGCCUCUGACUAUUCUCUAUUACCUUCUGCCUUUCGGUGCUCUUAAACCCUUGACCAGAGUGGGAUGGAGGCCUAUGAGCAGGGUCGCCCUGUACAAGUCGGUCCCAACUCGGCUGCUGUCGCGAGCCUGGGGUCGCCUGAACCAGGUGGAGCUGCCCACGUGGCUGCGGAAGCCGGUGUACAGCCUGUACAUCUGGACCUUCGGGGUGAACAUGAAGGAGGCAGCGGUGGAGGAUCUACAUCACUACAGGAACCUCAGCGAGUUCUUCCGCAGGAAGCUGAAACCGCAGGCGCGGCCGGUCUGCUGUGUGCACAGUGUGAUUAGCCCCUCUGAUGGAAAGAUCCUUAAUUUUGGACAGGUAAAAAAUUGUGAAGUGGAGCAAGUAAAAGGAGUUACUUAUUCUCUGGAAUCUUUCUUGGGACCUCGCAUCUCCACAGAGGAAAUGCAUUUUAGUCAGGCCCCAGCUGGUAACUCUUUUCAGCAACAACUGGUCACAAAGGAGGGGAAUGAGCUCUACCACUGUGUAAUUUACCUUGCACCAGGGGAUUAUCACUGCUUCCACUCACCCACGGACUGGACAGUGUCACACCGAAGGCAUUUCCCAGGCUCCCUGAUGUCUGUCAAUCCUGGAGUUGCUCGCUGGAUUAAGGAACUGUUCUGCCACAAUGAACGGGUUGUCCUUACAGGUGACUGGAAACAUGGCUUUUUCUCACUAACAGCUGUGGGAGCAACAAACGUGGGCUCCAUCCGCAUCUACUUUGACCAGGACUUGCACACAAACAGUCCAAGUUACUCUAAAGGUUCCUACAAUGACUUCAGCUUCAUAUCCAACAACAACAAGGAAGGAAUCCCCAUGAGGAAAGGGGAACAUUUAGGGGAAUUUAACUUGGGCUCUACGAUCGUACUAAUCUUUGAGGCACCCAAGGACUUCAAAUUCAACCUCAAAGCUGGACAGAAAAUCCGCUUUGGAGAAGCACUGGGCUCUUUAUAGGAACUGUCUUAGCAAGAAGAUUUUCUAUAAAAAGAGACUCUUUUCACACCACUGAGUGUUUCACUUACUAAGUUUGUAUCACUCAGCAGGACCUGGGUGAGGAGAAAAAAAGAUGUCACUGCUGCGUUAAACUUGAAAAGUAUUUGUUCUGCAUUUACCUACUGCUGAAUGUAGAAACUGAAUGGAAUGAUCAUGGAUGUAUUGGGUACAGCUGCCUUUAAAGAUGUUGCCCAUGGUGGUCUCUGGCCCACCCUGUGCCUGUAGUCUUUCAUGUUCUCCCCUGAAUGUGCCACAGGAUAAUUGUGUUCUUAGACCCUCCAAGUCCCUUUUAAGCCUUCCUAGGCAGGUGCAGUGGGAAAGGGUGGAGGUAGAGAUUACCUGUAUUUAAAGGGACACUGACAGGCUGAGUCAGACCUUGUACCUUGUGUCUGCAGUAUCUGUUUCUCAGACCUUGAGUAAAGAAUAUAUUCUCAUAUUUAUUUUAUUCUAAAAAACUCUGCCCAAAUUCUUAGAUAAAAGCAGUCUCUGAAUGCACAGAGGGCCAAACAGUGAAUUUGCUGGUGUGGCUUCAUGGCCCAAACAAAGCAAAAUGUGUAACAGUCAGUACAAUGAGUGACAUUCAUCCUGAGUUUUGUACUAUUGGACAACUUUAGUUCUUUUGUCUGACAUUGUCCCUUUGAAAGUGGACUUUGCAUUGUAUUUUAAACCUGAAAACAAUGUCUACAUUCCAGACAACAGAACUUGUCAUCUUGCAAUUUAUUCUUUUUUUUUUUUUCAAGACAGACAAGUAUCUGUGUCCUCUUCCUAAUCCAUGGGUUUAUUUUGCUAUUCCAGGCCUUAAAGUUUUUGUCUUUAUGAAAGACAAUUCACCUCUUGGAUUAAGAGGACACAGAGCAUAUUUUUCUUGGGUGAUAUGGUGGCAACUAAAGUAUGUUUUAACUUUCUGCUAUGUAUCUUGUUACUUUGUCACUAAAUUCUUGACGAAUUAGUUCCUCUAUUACAGGACAGCUUCAGCUACUUUAGGACUAAUUUUUAUUGCACAGAAUGAAAUGCCCUAUGCACUGACUGUGUUUAAAAUAUUUAUGGAUCUUUAAAGAAAUCCCCUCUUGCUUCCCAGGUGCCAAUCUGGUUAUCCCUUGACUGGCAACAACUUCAUCUCACUCAGAAUACAAAACAAAAAACCACACUGGCUCUGACUUCUGCCCUCAUACUUAAUGCUAGGAAUGUCCUAUGGGCUGAAAUCUUUGUGCUGAAGCUUAAUCCACUGUAAAAUUUUAGAGCCUCUCUGUGACUUCACAUCAAGAAGAGUUAAAAUCUAACACCUUGGAUCUACUGCAUGUGGCACUGAUAAAAACCACUGCCAAAGUGAAGACAAUUGAGUUUUAAAGCAAUGUAUCAAUUGUUUUUUGAGAAUAAACUGUUUCAAGUCCCAGCACUCAAGCAUUUAGAACUGAUUUUGCUGUCCAGAGCUUGUUGGAGUGGACACGCUUAUGAAACCUGCCUUUGUGCUUUCUGAAAGAUUUCCCAUACUACUUGCUUGCUUGAGCUACUUUUCUGCUACUUCAAGGAGAUGACAGGCUUUGACCAGCUCUGAUCUCCUAAAGAAACCCUUCUUUGUACGCACUGCAGAAAAUAGAAUAUAAUUUUGUUGUACAAAUGUCCAGUUUGCCAAGUGCUGUAUGCUUAGCUUGUCAUCGGGAAGGAAGGGACGAUAAACUGCCUCUAAGUGACAUAGCCCAGGCACCAGUCAGAUGAGGGUGGCUGUUUGGGUGACAAGCAGGAGAAAAUUCAUUUGGCUCCAGGAGUCAGUGUUUCCUCACUUUACACAGGGAGGAGUUUGAAAGCUUGAAGUGGCUGUCAGCCACCUAUCUUGUUAAACUUCUUGGCAUUAGCAAGUUUACUCCUGCAGCAGUAUAGUAUCAGAUACAAGUCUUUUCAAACCUUUGAGAGUGAGAAAAGAGUUAAGGCAAAUAUCAACCCCGAGAGGAUAAAGUUAGGGUGAGCUUUUUGAUUAAACUUCAAUGUCAUGUUAUCAAGAGAAAGCAAUUUGUUCCAGUGGAUGAGGGAAAAAGACAACUGAAUCUUUUCCUUCUUUUCCACUGGGGUCUGUGACAUCCAGAGCCAAAGGAAGAUAAAGCUUUAAUUUCUUCCUACUCAGCAGCAUCAUCCAUAGUAUCUGAAGGUAAAUAUUAGCCCAGUCAUGGAGGAUGGGUUGCUUGAUGUUUGCUUUAUUAGAAAUCUCAGAAGGAAGGGAGGAUUCAGCAUGCAAGUGGCUGUUUUUAUCAUGGUUUUAAUACUGUGCAGAGCAAGCUAAUAAACCAACAUUGUUUGUGAUGCAGGGGCCAGCACUGCACCCCAGGAGUGAAAACAAAGUUCCUUGAGGGUACUGAUAAUGCUGUGAAUUUCUCCUGCAUGGAGAAUCCAUUUAAUUCAACUGUAUCAGUAGCACGGUAUUUUUGUAUGUCAAAGUGUAUGACUUACUGACAUGAACUCAUUUAAUUGCAAACAUUUUGAAAUAAAGAGUCUUAUCUGUGUUGCUUA